Apis florea (little honeybee) is the source of this 376-nucleotide messenger RNA. It is a transcript of the gene RpS21, whose product is annotated as ribosomal protein S21. Gene Ontology annotation, molecular function: structural constituent of ribosome. Gene Ontology annotation, biological process: translation. The record is from RefSeq and is a predicted model, not a curated record. Gene Ontology annotation, cellular component: ribosome. Lineage: Eukaryota; Metazoa; Arthropoda; Insecta; Hymenoptera; Apidae.
GUUUUAUGAUAUUCACACUAUAUCGUAAGAGUUCUUUUUCAUACGAAGCCAUUUUACAGUACUCUUUUAAUAUAAAAAUGGAGAACGAUAACGGAGUACUUGUUGACUUAUACAUCCCAAGAAAGUGCUCAUCAAGUAAUCGUAUUAUACAUGCUAAAGAUCAUGCAUCUAUUCAAUUAAGUAUUGCUGAUGUUGAUCCUGAAACUGGACGCAUGAGUGAUUCACAAAAAAUGUAUGCAAUUUGUGGAGCUAUACGCCGAAUGGGUGAAUCUGAUGAUUGUUUGGUAAGACUUGCAAAAAAUGAUGGUAUAUUACCAAAAAAUUUUUAAUAUAUAAUUCUUUUAUUCUUUCAAUAAAAAUAUAAAAAUUUAAAUAA